AUGGCCCGGGAAAUCCGACCCCUGCUGCGCAGGGCCAGAACGGUCUUUAGCCGUCUGCGCGAGAAGCGAGAGACUACCACUUCUUUCGAGGAGGGUAACGUUGAGCAAAGCACUGUUCAAGAGACCAAGGGUGAACAACCUGCUCCCAAUGCCGAUGGAGAACAAUCAGAGUCAGAUGGAGAGCAUAUCGAUGCCCAUGAUCAACAUGGUAUCCGUGAUGUGGAGGCCAUUACCAUGACUUGGUCCAGAAACACCCUGAUCUUUGUCUUCAUUAACAUGUGGUUCUUGUACUUUGUGAACGCUUUCCAGUCAUCUGUCUACGACAGUUUGAGUUCCUACGUCGCUAGUUCCUUCUCGCAACACUCCCUCUCCGGUGUUCCUUCUGCUAUGGCUGAUGCUUUCGCCGCUGCGACCUACCUUCCUGUGGGUAAGAUGAUGGAUGUCUGGGGUCGUGCUGAAGGUUUCCUCUUCAUGACUAUUUGUGCCACCCUUGGUCUGAUUCUCAUGGCCUCUUGUAAUUCGUUCCCCAUCUACUGUGCUGCGAACGUAUUCUACUACGUUGGUUUCUACGGUAUGGAGUACUGUGUGGACGUUAUCACUGCCGAUUCAUCCACCCUGAAGAACCGAGGUUUGGCGUACGCCUUCACCUCCUCCCCCUACAUCAUCACCGCCUUUGCUGGACCCAAGGUCGCCGAUGAGUUUUACUACCGAGUUGGCUGGCGAUGGGGAUUCGGUGCCUGGGCUAUCAUUUUCCCAGUCGUUGCUGCUCCCCUCUACAUUGUCCUGAAGCUCAACCUUAAGAAGGCAGAGAAGGAAGGUCACCGUAUGAAGGAGCCAAGCGGUCGCACUUUCAUGCAGAGCGUCUGGUUCUGGGUUAAUGAGUUCGAUUUGGUUGGUGUUAUUAUUUUCACCAUCGGUCUCGUCCUGUUUGAACUGCCUUUCGAUAUUGCCUCUGAGGCUCCCAAUGGCUGGGGAACUGGCUACAUUAUCGCCAUGCUGGUUGUCGGAUUCUCCAUGCUGUUCUUCUUCGCUAUCUGGGAGACCUGGGUUGCACCAACUCCUCUGUUCGACUACCGCCUCCUUACCAACCGAACCGUUCUCGGCGCCUGUCUUCUGGACGCCACAUACCAGAUCUCCUACUACUGCUGGUACAACUACUACCAGAACUUCCUCCAGGUUGUCAACGAUAUGUCUAUCACAACCUCUGGUUACGUUAUGAACAUCUUCGACAUUGUCUCCGGUGUGCUCUUGCUCCUUGUUGGUUACAUUAUCCGCCGAACCGGUCGCUUCCGCUGGACCUUGUAUAUUUCCGUCCCUCUGUACGUGUUCACUCAGGGAUUGAUGAUCUACUUCCGAAAGCCCAACUCCAGCGUUGGAUACCAGAUCAUGUGUCAAAUUUUCAUCUCCAUCGGUGGAUCUAUUUUCAUCAUCGUUGAACAACUUGGUAUUCUUGCCGCCGUCGACCACCAGCACGUUGCUACUGCUUUGGCCCUGCUGAAUGUCAUCGGUACCAUCGGUGACUCUGCUGGAUACACCAUUUGCACUGCCAUCUGGACCAACACCUUCAAGAAGGCCCUCGCUCAUUAUCUUCCCGAGGAUGCUAUGGGAGACCUUGACUCAAUCUACAACAGUGUUGACGUCCAGAUUUCCUACGCUCCUGGAACCGCCAUCCGAACUGCUAUCCAGCACGCUUACGCCUACUCCGAGGUCCGACUUCUUGCAGCUGGUCUGGGUAUCAUGUCCUUGGCAUUUGUUUGGAUGUUCAUGAUCAAGGACAUUGAUCUGAACAAGGUCAAGCAGACCAAGGGUAUGGUCUUCUAG
Penicillium malachiteum is the source of this 1821-nucleotide messenger RNA. RefSeq lists its product as uncharacterized. The record is from RefSeq and is a predicted model, not a curated record. Lineage: Eukaryota; Fungi; Ascomycota; Eurotiomycetes; Eurotiales; Aspergillaceae. The transcript has 4 exons. Gene Ontology annotation, molecular function: transmembrane transporter activity. Gene Ontology annotation, biological process: transmembrane transport. The coding region runs from base 1 to 1821 and encodes 606 amino acids.